CUCUCUGUUUUAGACAAAUAUCACUUGCUGUGCCAUAGCACAUGGAUUUCAGGACCGCCUGUGAAGAGACAAAGACAGGGAUUUGUUUGCUGCAGGAUGGUAACCAGGAGCCUUUCAAAGUGCGGCUGCACUUAGCCAAAGAUAUUUUGAUGAUCCAGGAGCAGGAUGUGAUCUGCGUGUCUGGUGAGCCUUUCUAUUCUGGUGAAAGAACAGUAACAAUUAGAAGACAAACUGUGGGAGGAUUUGGAUUAAGUAUAAAGGGUGGAGCAGAACAUAAUAUUCCAGUGGUCAUCUCUAAGAUUUCCAAAGAACAAAGAGCGGAACUUUCAGGAUUGCUCUUUAUAGGCGACGCAAUUCUACAGAGUAAGUUUUCUCUCUAUCUUUUUGAUAACAGAUUAAUGGAAUUAAUGUGAGAAAAUGCAGGCAUGAAGAAGUGUUUGUUCGGUGGAGGAGGAAGAGGAAAGGAGAGUGGAUCCUAUGUAUUUUUCAAUAGUAUCCAGUGAUGGGCUGUUCCAGACAGAUAC
This is a messenger RNA of Tinamus guttatus (white-throated tinamou), 524 nucleotides long. The record is from RefSeq and is a predicted model, not a curated record. NCBI's taxonomy places the organism in Eukaryota, Metazoa, Chordata, Aves, Tinamiformes, Tinamidae.